CACAGUGAGAGGUCUAUAUCAGUCAGUCUGUCAAAAGAGAACAAGAACACUUGCUUUGUACUGACAGAGACAGAGGACUGAAUGAUGCUGAGAUUUCAGUGUGUGAUUGUAGCCCUGGUCUUGUAUUUUAAAGGUUCCUUUUCCCAGCUCAGUGUAUGUGGUCGUGCACCAUUUAACACCCGCGCUGUGGGUGAUGAGAAUGCUUUGGAAGGGGCAUGGCCAUGGCAGGUUAGUCUACAGAGACCCGGUAAACAAGGUGGCCACUUCUGUGGAGGAUCCCUCAUCAACAAAAACUGGGUCCUGACAGCAGCUCAAUGUUUCUCAAGUGAAGAGAAUUCUGCAGUGACCGCAUAUAUGGGGAUACAGACUUUCAAUGGCAUCAGUCCCAAUCAGAUUACCCAAAAGGUUAAAAAGGUGGUCCUUCACCCCAACUACAACAGCACAACCAAAAACAAUGACAUUGCACUUCUGCAUCUAGAUGCUUCUGUCAACUUCACAGAUCAUGUCAGACCAGUGUGCCUGGCUGGACAAGGCAGCAGUUUUCCUGACGGCACCAUAGGUUGGAUCACAGGCUGGGGAAAUGUUAACGCUGCAGUGCCUUCCCCUGGUGUGCUGCAGGAGGCAAUGGUGCCCAUUGCUGAUGCAUAUCUUUGUGAUUUCCUACUGAAUCCUGGAUCCAUUACCACAAACAUGAUCUGUGCUGGUUAUAUACAGGGAGGCCCAAACACCUGCCAGGGGGACUUUGGAGGUCCAAUGGUGACUAAGAUGGGUGCAGCCUGGAUUCAGGCUGGUAUCACUAGCUGGGGUAGGGACUGUGCUCAGCAUAACUCACCCCUUGUGUACACUCUGGUGUCUGAGUACCAGAUCUGGAUAUCCAGCAUCAUCCAGGAAAACAUUCCUGGAUUUGUCAAGUAUUAACACAGUGCGAUGACUGGUGGCAGUAUUGAUGGAAUGGGCAAAAUGCUGUCAUUUUAAUUAAACAAUAACAAUUUUUAAUUUAACAUGAAAUGUUUUUUUUACUCCACCACUCUAUAUUUAUUGUUUUACCAGAGAUAAAGUUAAUACCUUUGAUAUAUAUAUAACUGUUAUAUUUAAGCAGUUUUGUAAUAAUAAUAAAAUCCAUUUAUUAAAUGUAAAUAAAAUCAUAUGAAUGUCACACUUGCUGAUUAUUUGUGAAUAGUUUGGAAGUAAUUUCAUUUUGCCUCAAGCAGUU
Molecule: messenger RNA, 1213 nt
Organism: Hemibagrus wyckioides
Lineage: Eukaryota; Metazoa; Chordata; Actinopteri; Siluriformes; Bagridae
Product: serine protease 27-like
Exons: 7
Coding region: 82-918 (278 amino acids)
Biological process (GO): proteolysis
Molecular function (GO): serine-type endopeptidase activity
Source: RefSeq, a predicted model, not a curated record